GGGGCGCCGAUCGUACGCAAAAGGUCAACCGUGACGAGGAAAAGCCGAGGAGAUCUCAAUAGUUUGUUUCAGCCUGCUGUAUCUGUUCAGGGGUAUAUGUAUAUCAACUGCCCUUUUUUCCUUUUUGCUGUUCGUCAAACCACUCGUUCGUACAGUGUACGCAGGACUUUCGUUCUUUUCCAUUCCUUAUUCAUUCUUUUGAUUUUCAGUCACUCCUUUGAACUACAUAUACCAGCAAAAUGAAGAACGUCGCCAUUCUCGCUCUUACCACGGCUGCCUCUGCCGCCGCAGCCAACAGCUGCUAUCAGUCCCUUGGUGCCGAACCUCUUGUCCUCCCGGGCUCGACGUUCCUCACCAACUCCUACUGCCAGACCCUCUGUAUCUCGCGCAACUACGCCGUCACUGCGACCAAGGACGGCAAGGAGUGCGCUUGUGUUAAGGAGUUGCCUAGCAAGGACCUGAAGGCGGAUGAGAAAGAGUGCUCGGUGCCCUGCCCGGGCUAUGCAAGUGACAAGUGCGGCGGCCCUAACGCCUGGACCGUUACCGUCCCUCAGGCCCCUAGCUCCGGUGCCAGCUCCAGCUCUGCCGCUGCCCCUACUGCCUCUGUCGUCCGCCGCUCCGACCACCCAGCUUGGUUGGACUCGGGUUCCAGCGACUCUUCCUCGUCCGACUCUUCCUCGUCCGACUCCGGCUCUGACGACUCUUCCUCGUCCGACUCUAGCUCUGGCGGCUCCGCCGCCGCUGGCGUUGGCCCUGCUGUCUCCGCUUCCCCCUCCUCGGACUCCUCUUCUUCCGAAACUACCGGCUCGGCCUCCUCUGAAUCCACCGGCUCUGCCUCUGCCUCCGCCAGCACGGAGGACGGCAUCGUCGUUGACUCGGAACCCACCUCGUCGUCUUCGUCGGACUCUGAUGCCGCUGCCACUACUUCUUCCUCCGACUCGUCUGAAGAGAAGUCCACCGCUGCCGCCGCGACCACCACCGCUGCUGGCAACGACGCCGCGACCACCACUGCUGCUGGCAGCUCUGCUUCUGCCACUGGCAGCAGUGACUCGGACUCGGACUCCAACGCUACCCAGACUACUUCCAUCCCCAACACCCUCCUGACUGCUCCUUCGAGCACGGGCAGCAGUGCUUCGGCCUCGUCUUCCUCCAGCUCUGGAUCUUCGUCUUCGUCUUCGUCGAGCUCUGACUCAGACUCUUCUAGCUCGUCCGACUCGAGCUCCAGCUCGUCUGCUUCGGCAUCGCCUAGCUCGACGGACAGCGCGGCUGGUCGUGUUGAGGGCGCUUCGUUCUCGAUGGUCGGUGCUGUUAUGGGUGUUAUGGUUGCUUACUUGCUGUAAACAGCCCACCUUUGACUUUUUACGGUACCUUAUUUUAUCCUAUCCUAUUCUACCUUUGAAUUAGGGGAGGUCGGGUGUAGUGCAUGUGCACAGGGACAAGAAAGCGCCGGUGUAAAGCAGGUGCACAAUGCAGGGCAGGCAUUCCCUUCGUUUUUGUAUCAUUCUUAUAUUUUUAUCUAUUUUAUAUACCUUUUUGAUUUGACUUGAUUUUUAUGAUUUGAUU
This is a messenger RNA of Aspergillus ruber CBS 135680, 1563 nucleotides long. RefSeq names its product WSC domain-containing protein. NCBI's taxonomy places the organism in Eukaryota, Fungi, Ascomycota, Eurotiomycetes, Eurotiales, Aspergillaceae. The transcript is spliced from 2 exons. The record is from RefSeq and is a predicted model, not a curated record. The coding region runs from base 240 to 1340 and encodes 366 amino acids.